Messenger RNA from Pteronotus mesoamericanus, 3211 nucleotides. It is a transcript of the gene RTN1, whose product is annotated as reticulon 1. Gene Ontology annotation, cellular component: endoplasmic reticulum membrane; neuron projection; postsynaptic density. The transcript has 9 exons. Gene Ontology annotation, biological process: endoplasmic reticulum tubular network formation; neuron differentiation; brain development. The record is from RefSeq and is a predicted model, not a curated record. The coding region runs from base 318 to 2390 and encodes 690 amino acids. NCBI's taxonomy places the organism in Eukaryota, Metazoa, Chordata, Mammalia, Chiroptera, Mormoopidae.
CCGUUCUCUGCCCCAGUUCCCAGGACAGCAGUCCGGGCUUAACUUUGUGAGUUGGGGGCAGGGGCGGCUUGCCUAAUCAGUCACGCUCCAGCUGGGGGUGGUUUCUACCUGCGCAUCCUCUCCUUUGAUUCCUCCCCAAAUGAGAUUAAGAUUCAAGUCGAUUUGGCACAUCCCGGAAGCAGGGCCUAACGUUUGCAGGCCCGGGGCUUCCAUGUGCGGAGGAAGACUCGGCUGAAGCAGGCCAUUUUCACCUGCGUAAUAACAGGCUGGAAGCGGCGAGGCAGCUGCGCGGCGGGGUGGCAGAUGUCUCCCGUGCCAUGGAUCACCCGUUUUCAACAGCAUCAAAAGAUGGAGAAGGAGCAUGUUACACGUCUCUGAUUUCCGACGUCUGUUACCCACCUCAGGAGGAUUCUACAUAUUUCACUGGAAUUCUUCAGAAGGAAAAUGGCCACGUCACCACAUCAGAGAGCCCCGAGGAGCUGAGUACCCCUGGGCCCUCCUUACCAGAUGUGCCUGGGAUGGAGCCUCAUGGGUUAUUUAGUUCUGAUUCUGGAAUAGAGAUGACUCCUGCAGAGUCCACUGACGUGAACAAGAUCUUAGCCGACCCCCUGGACCAAAUGAAAGCAGAAGCUUACAAAUACAUUGACAUAACCGGGCCAGGGGAGGUGAACUCUCAGGAGCAACGUCACCCCGAGUUGGAAGAGAAGGGCUUGGAUUUGAAGAAUAAGGACACUGAAAUCUCAUCGAAAUCUGAAAAAGUCCAUGAACCAGAGAAACCAGCUCCUGUGGAAGGAAAAGUCAUCAAGGACCAUUUAUUUGAAGAAUCAACAUUUGCUCCUUACAUCGAUGAUCUCUCCGAAGAGCACCACAGGGCCUCUCUGGUCACUGCCCCCGUCAAAAUCACACUGACUGAGAUUGAACCGCCUGUUGAAACUGCUACCCAAGAGAAGAGCCCUGAGAAGCAAGAUGUCUGUCUGAAACCGAGCCCUGACACAGUCCCCACUGUCACUGUCUCAGAGCCUGAGGAUGACAGCCCGGGAUCCACCACUCCUCCAUCUUCUGGAACAGAACCAUCUGCUGCAGAAUAUCAGGGGAAAGGCAGUAUCUCGGAGGACGAGCUGAUCGCUGCCAUUAAAGAAGCAAAGGGGUUAUCAUAUGAAACAGCCGAAAGCCCACAGCCGGUGAACCAGGUGGCCCACAAGCCCGAGUCCAAGGCCAAGUCCAAGUCCGGGCUGCCCACCAUCCCUGGCGCCCUGGACCAUGAGGCCAGCAGCGCGGAGUCAGGGGACUCGGAAAUUGAGCUGGUGUCCGAGGAUCCACUGGCCGCUGAGGACGCACUGACCUCUGGCUAUGUGACCUUCGGCCACGUGGGCGGCCCACCACCUUCGCCAGCCUCGCCUUCUAUCCAGUACAGCAUCCUGAGGGAGGAGCGCGAGGCCGAGCUGGACAGCGAGCUCAUCAUUGAGUCAUGCGACGCGUCCUCUGCCUCGGAGGAGAGCCCCAAGCGGGAGCAGGACUCACCCCGGCUGAAGUCAGGCGCCCUGGACGCCAUCCGGGAGGAGCCCGGUGGCCGGGUUGGAGAGCGUGCACCCAACCGGCAGGGCCUGGAUGAGCCAGGCCCUUUCCUUAAGUUCCCCUCGGCUGUCCCCCAAACUGGCCAAGAGCUGCCUUCUGGAGACAGAAACCCAGAGCCCGAGGAGUCCCCAGUGCAGCAGAAACCUGCAGAAGCAGUGAGUUCCCAGGAAAGUCCCGUGGCCACAAAGAGCCCCGGGCCACAAGGUCCUGACAUCGUGCCCCCUCUGCUGUUUCUCAAUAAGCAAAAAGCUAUUGACCUGCUGUACUGGCGGGACAUCAAGCAGACGGGGAUAGUGUUUGGGAGCUGCCUGCUGCUGCUCUUCUCCCUGACCCAGUUCAGCGUUGUGAGUGUCGUGGCCUACCUGGCCCUCGCCACGCUCUCAGCCACCAUCAGUUUCCGCAUCUACAAGUCUGUUUUGCAAGCUGUGCAGAAAACCGACGAGGGCCACCCUUUCAAGGCCUACCUGGAGCUCGAGAUCACCCUUUCUCAGGAGCAGAUCCAGAAGUACACGGACUGCCUGCAAUUCUACGUGAACAACACGCUUAAAGAGCUGAGGAGACUCUUCCUUGUCCAGGACCUGGUGGAUUCCUUAAAAUUUGCAGUCCUGAUGUGGCUCCUGACUUACGUUGGCGCUCUCUUCAAUGGCCUGACCCUGCUGCUCAUGGCUGUGGUUUCAAUGUUUACUCUACCUGUCGUGUAUGUAAAGCACCAGGCACAGAUUGACCAAUAUCUGGGACUUGUGAGGACUCACAUAAAUGCUGUUGUGGCAAAGAUUCAGGCUAAAAUCCCAGGCGCUAAAAGGCACACUGAGUAAGCUGAUCUCACACCGGGACUGGACACAAACGGAAUUGUCCUGCGUGGUAACAGUUCUGUUCUUACGUGUUACAGCAGAUCAAUUGUUUCUCCCCCAGUACCAUAAUCUUAGAGACAAAGUUUAAAACAGCUGUUUUCAGGCUGUUCCUGUACCCUUAGGAUAUUUGAGUCACUUGUGUCAAGCACUAAAGUAUAGAGAAAAGUUUAUUAGAUGUGGUUUUUAAUUUGGUGUUGCUAAAAAAAAAAAGUGCAUGAUGAUGAGAGCCCAAGUUAUCGUUCCUUCUUCUGUGCUCUUCUCCUCCUCUCUGCCAUGCUUCUGUCACUCUGACGCCCCUGUGGCUAGGCCCUUCCUGCCCAGCGCACUGACGCCAAUAGUGGAAAUCGCUUUUAUGUCCUUCGGUUGCUGGUUGGAUAAAUCUUUAAUAACAAUAUAGAAUUGUAGACUCAUGUUUUAGUGUUUUUCCAAUACUCAUAGCGUAAAAAUAAAGACUGUCACCUGUACUUAGGGUAAUCAGUUUUGUAUAACUUAAAAUAAUUGAAUAAAUAAAUUAAAACAAACAUUCAGCACUUUUAUUGUGUGGGACUGAUGGGCUGAUUUACAUGUAUGGUAACAAAAAAAGUACCAGCAUGUUAAUUUUAUUACAAUUUGUAUUACUUUCUCUGUAGCUCCUAAUGACUGAAUUAUGGACUCUGGAUAUUUGCACUUAUGUACUUGAUUCUGAAUGAGUAAAUAAAUGUUACUAACUGUAAGAAUUUCUCCCUCUCUUCUUGUGGUUGUACCAGGAAAUACAAAAGUUGUAAGAGAUGAAAUCUCCUGAGGAC